AACACAACCCCAUCUUUUCCUCCACUGCGCUGCCCUGCCAGCACCACUCACCUCUCCACAGCUCCACACAUCUCCCUUUCCCCUCCCUUGUUCUUCCUCUCCUUGCACGCACACGGCCAAGAUCCACACCAAGAAACGGAGAUCCUUACUUGCUUGCUAGCUAGCAGCAGUUGAAGAUCGGCAUGGGAGAUCACGAGCUGAUGCAUGCUGCUCAUCCGGCCAUGUACAACAGCAACAACGGCGGCGCCGGGGCCGUCUCGAAUGGCGCCGGCGCCAUGUGGUGGAACACGGUGCCCGCGGCAGCGUGCUCCACGGAGCAGCUCGCUGCCGGGUUUGGCGGCACCUGGCAGUCCGCUCUAGCAGGUUCUGGCUACGACGUCGUGGCGGCGGCCGACGGCGGAAAGGCGAAGAGCUGCGCCGCUGCCGCCACCCCGGCCUCCUCCGAGUCUCCUGGCAACAACAGCUCCAUCACCUUCCAAGAACCCACCGGCUGCUGCCUCAACGAUCCCGCUGCUGCCGCCGGGUUCACCGAUUGGAACCACACUUACAUGAGCAACGGUACUGGGGCUGGUAAUAAUCUUCAUGGGUUUCUGCAAGUUGGCCACGUCCAGGACAACAACAUGAGCGCCGCCAGAGCCGACCACAGCAUGAACGCGUCAAGCUUGAUGAGCAACAACCUAGACCUAGCGCUGCAAGGCAGCGGCAGCCACCAGGAGCAGCAGCUGCUGUCUGGCCUCGGGCAGCAGGCGGAGCUGCUGCUGUCCCCAACCUCGCCCUACGGGUUCCACUCCUCCUCGCUGCUCCGGAGCCUCAUGGAUAAUCAGCCCACGGCCAAGCCGGGGAUCCAGCAGCAGCAGCAGCAGCAGUAUAAUCAGUAUGGCCAGCAGCAGCAGAUGGUGCAUGGUGGCCAGAUCAGCUCGCAGGCGGCAGCUGGGGCCGGCAGGGGUGCGCUUCAGUUCACCAACGACGCCGCGUUCUGGAAUAAUAACCCUUCUGCUGCUGCCGGGUUUGGUGUCAUGAUGGCUGCGCCGGCCGCCGAUCAGGCUUCCAUGCGUGCCGUCAAGCAAUCGUCGCCGGCGCCGCCGCGGGCGGCUAACCUUGCAUUAAAGACUGUUUUAGAAGGAGUAGGAGACUCCAGCUCAAUCACUACCAGCAGGAAGAAGGCCAGCGGCGAGCCGGCGUUCAAGAAACCAAGAAUGGAGACGCCGUCGCCAUUGCCCACCUUCAAGGUUAGGAAGGAGAAGCUAGGGGACAGGAUCACAGCACUCCAACAGCUCGUCUCUCCUUUCGGAAAGACGGACACUGCGUCGGUGCUCCACGAGACCAUCGAGUACGUCAAGUUCCUCCACGACCAAGUUGGUGUGCUUAGUGCUCCGUACUUGAAGAACGGCAAUCAUCAUCACCAUCAAGUGCCACAAUACCUCAAGAGCUCGAGUGCAAGCCCUGACAAGCCGUCGAAGGACGGCAGCGAGGUGUCGCUCAAGGGCCGGGGGCUGUGCCUGGUGCCGAUCUCGAGCACGUUCGCGGUGGCCAGCGAGGUGCCCGUCGACUUCUGGACCCCGUUCGGGGCCGGCUUCAGGUAGAGGAGAAGAAGAAGACGAAGAAGAAGCCUAGCUUAAUUGGAUCAGAAGCUAGGAACGUAUGAUCAUAAUUGAUCUGUAACAGAUAAUAGUAGUACUACUGCAUGCUGAAGACGAAGGUAGCGAACGAGAGCUAGAUAAGCCUUUGGUGAAGAUGAAGGUACGUAGCGAUGGAGCUAGGUGAACCUUUGGAAUGAGUGCUUGAAGACUUGGAUUCAUUCUUCAGGUUCAUCAGGGAAUAAUUGUCAAUGAGUUAAAUUAGUUAAGGGGAACCAGCUGCUAGCCGAGACAAGACUGAAAAUUAUGCAUGGACUCAUCAAGUGAUCAUCGAUUGGGUUCGUACGUAUGAUUUGGUUGUUAGGUUUGCAUCAUUGAGCAGUUGUGGAACAGUUUGUGUAAGAAUUAGUUUGUUUAGUAGUACUACCACUUUAAUUUCAGUGAUGGAUGGAUCAAAGUCGAUCCUGUCUGUAGCAGGUUUAAUUCUCUACGGAUUAUUGUAGUACCAAAUAAAAGUGGCAUGCACCUCUCUUUGAUUGAUCUCA
Messenger RNA from Brachypodium distachyon (stiff brome), 2122 nucleotides. RefSeq names its product transcription factor bHLH112. Gene Ontology annotation, biological process: regulation of transcription by RNA polymerase II. Gene Ontology annotation, molecular function: RNA polymerase II cis-regulatory region sequence-specific DNA binding; DNA-binding transcription factor activity, RNA polymerase II-specific; protein dimerization activity. Bases 183 to 1583 code for a protein of 466 amino acids. The transcript is spliced from 7 exons. The record is from RefSeq and is a predicted model, not a curated record. NCBI's taxonomy places the organism in Eukaryota, Viridiplantae, Streptophyta, Magnoliopsida, Poales, Poaceae. Gene Ontology annotation, cellular component: nucleus.